AUGUUUUACUAUCGACUGGUAGCCAGAAAUGAGCCAAAAGCAAAUUUGUAUGCUACAAAACUCGGUCUAGAACUGUGUAAAGAGCUGAAACAACAAAAUAUAAAAGUUUCUAGAGCUAUCUUGACUGAUCUAUUGCUUGUGGUGGUUCUGUCUGGAUGUGAAGUUCGCUGCUUGUAG
This is a messenger RNA of Ambispora leptoticha, 177 nucleotides long. NCBI's taxonomy places the organism in Eukaryota, Fungi, Glomeromycota, Glomeromycetes, Archaeosporales, Ambisporaceae. The record is from the annotation of a GenBank genome assembly.